This is a messenger RNA of Phytomonas sp. EM1, 711 nucleotides long. NCBI's taxonomy places the organism in Eukaryota, Euglenozoa, Kinetoplastea, Trypanosomatida, Trypanosomatidae. The record is from the annotation of a GenBank genome assembly.
AUGCGCCGGCUGAUGCUUCCCGAGCCACUGGAGCUCCGCAAGGUUGGUGAAGAGGUUCUCGCCACGGGUGGGGAUCACCACCGCAGUAGCGCCUCCUUGGCCCCUGCAUUGUGCCGCGAUGGGGGGAAAGAAAAGGCCUGCGGUAAGAAAAGUUCUCGACAAGGGCCCAGCACGAGCGCCCGAAGCAGCACCGGUCGUGAAUCAACCCUCAGUAAUCCGAAUCGAAGGCUCUUCGGCGUUACCAGCCUGCGCGGUAGCGCGACUCCUGAUAACGCUUUGAGUGAUGGUAGCCGUCUGAGCUCACGGUCCGGGCCGUGCGCCGAUGUGGAGCCACCGAGACCCACAUCUCCACACCGGCAGGUGAAAAAGGGGCCAAACUCCUCGAUCCUCCGGCAGAAGAGCAGAAGGCCUUUGCUUAGUCGCCCGGUGAAAGGACGUAGUGCCAACGUCAAGUCGGGUGAUCGCCAUUUGCAUAAGGCGCAUACCAACCUCCGCACCUUAACGGACCUGAAAUUAAGUCCACUAGCUCCUCGAUUCUCGCGCCUGCCUUCAACUACGGCGUUAAGUGCAAAAUUAUACGCUCGUUCUCAGAGCGCCUUCGCGCUACGGGAUUGGCUGCCAACAAAUCCAGACAUCCUCUCCGACCUCCUCCACGGCGCGACCCCCGAAGCGGCGAAGAAUCACCAGGACGUGAGGGUGGUCAGUGGCUGA